UGAAAUAUACCCCUCAUCACCAAAAUGGCCGCCCCCGCAGAAGUCACUAUCAAGAACCUCAGCGGAGAAUGGACAAUGAACAAAUCCUUGUCCAACCCCACCGAUGCGAUUCUAGCCCUGCAAGGAAUGAGCUGGCUCACCCGUAAAGCCCUCAACCUCGCCACGAUCACUCUACACAUUGACACCUACCCCGACCCUGAGGAUUCCACCAUCACCCACAUCAACAUCGACCAAACCCUGACCGGAGGCAUUAAGGGCACCAGCGAGCACCGCAUCAGCGACGGCCAAAAGCGCGAACACACCGACCACAUCUUCGGCCAUGUUCAGGGCCAGUCGCGCUAUUUCCGCGGCAGUAGCAGCAGUGACGGAAAAGUCCGCCCCAACUUCGCGUUCCUAACCAAGAGCGAUGACCCCAAAGUGGCCCAGUUCCUGAACGGCGAGAUCCUGGCAGACGGCAAACCCGCGGAGGGUUUCGUGGUGGAGAACGGCCUAGGUGAGGAGCUUGGUGAGGGUGAGGGCUUGUGGUUUGGAAGUUUUGUGGAGAGUCUGGAUAAUGGAUGGACCGCGGAACAGAUCUGGGGCUUUGAGAUGAUCGAUGGGCAACGAUACUACACGCGCCGCGUGGUCGUUGCAAAGGAGGCCAAGUACGAGUUGGCCAGAUUCGUAUACAGCUAUGCUGGUCCGAGGAAUGAGUGAUUUAAUCCUUCAAAGCAAAGGGCGCCUUAUCAUGGGUUGGCGGGUGGUUUCUCGGUAGCAGUCGCUGUCCCCUAUUAUCUCUUCGAUGGCGGGUCUGCUUUGAAGUAUUUUUAGCUUCACGCUCAGUCAGUGUCCGAGCUUGGGGUCCCAGUCUCCUCUCUAGAAACAGUUCAGUAUAGACCUGGUUCAAUUUUAUUC
Messenger RNA from Aspergillus homomorphus CBS 101889, 894 nucleotides. RefSeq lists its product as uncharacterized. The transcript is spliced from 4 exons. NCBI's taxonomy places the organism in Eukaryota, Fungi, Ascomycota, Eurotiomycetes, Eurotiales, Aspergillaceae. Bases 25 to 696 code for a protein of 223 amino acids. The record is from RefSeq and is a predicted model, not a curated record.